AUGGAGGCAGCGGGCACGCGCAACCGCUCCUCCGCGCGUCACGGCGCGGCGGUGCCGUUCAGCGGAAGCGUGCGGCGAUGGCGCAAGCAGUGGACCGCCGUGGGGCCCACCCGCCGCCUGCUCGUCCUCAGAUGGACGCCACAACCCCCCCGACCAUCAGGUACUCUUCCCCCACCAGGUAUGCGCGCCCUCCGCCCACCAGGUAUGUGCGCCCUCCGCCCACCAGGUAUGCGCGCCCUCCGCCCACCAGGUAUGCGCCCUCUUUUCCCUGCCGCCGCUCCCUCUUGUGCCCCUGGGGGAGAGGUUCGGUUACUUGCCUUGCAAUCGCCUGGGGGAGGGUCGAGAGGGGAAGCAGGGGCAGCAACGAGUAUGGGGCUUGGAGGUCCAGUGAAGGUCACAACACAGGCACCGGGGCAUGGGGUUGGGGGUGCUGGUGGGGGCGUAGGCAUGCGUGGGGGAGCGGACGGGGAUGGGGAGGAGAAUGAGGAGGAAGAGGGUGGACAGGGGAGGAGGUGGAGGAGGAGGAGGAAGAGGAGGAGGAGGAGGAGGAGGAGGACGAGGAGGAGGAGGAGGAGGAGGAGGAGGAAGGGGGAGGGGGAGGGUGAGGAACAGGAAGGGGAAGAGGAGGAGGAAGAGGAGGAAGAGGAGGAGGAGGUGGGUGUGGAGGGUUCAACUCCGAUGAUUGAUGAUACAGAGGCAGAAGAGGAAGCAGAGGAGGUGGAAGAGGAAAAUGAGGGGGAGGAGGGAGAUGAGGGGGAGGAGGGAGAUGAGGGGGAGGAGGGAGAUGAGGGGGAGGAGGGAGAGGAGGAAGAUGGGGGAGAAGAGAAGAAUGAGGGUGAGGGAGGGGAAGGGGGUUUAGAAGGAGAUGGAAGAGGGGAUGGAGAGGAGAACGAGGAAGAGGGGAAUGGAGAUGAGGAAGAGGAGGAGGAAGAGGAGUUAGAGGGAGGAGGAGGAGGAGGAGGGGAAUGCACACAAGGGUGGGGAGGGAGAUGA
Closterium sp. Yama58-4 is the source of this 993-nucleotide messenger RNA. Lineage: Eukaryota; Viridiplantae; Streptophyta; Zygnematophyceae; Desmidiales; Closteriaceae. The record is from the annotation of a GenBank genome assembly.